Aspergillus pseudotamarii is the source of this 2755-nucleotide messenger RNA. RefSeq names its product Kelch motif domain protein. Gene Ontology annotation, molecular function: protein binding. The record is from RefSeq and is a predicted model, not a curated record. The transcript has 3 exons. Lineage: Eukaryota; Fungi; Ascomycota; Eurotiomycetes; Eurotiales; Aspergillaceae. Bases 181 to 2430 code for a protein of 749 amino acids.
UUUUUAGUCACAUUCUCUCAUCCCGAUGUCAAGUCUUUUUGUACUCCUUGGCAUUAUUUGGUAUAACAUGUAACAAAGGUCUUAUUGUUUGAAUUCGAACACAGUCAAGAACUCCAUUACACGCUCUUUCUCACAUCUGUGGAGCGGUGCCACAACUCUCUCCUUUCUUGGGUGGCUCUGAUGGCGCGGCAACCGCUCUCCACUCCUCGGAAUAGUAACGCUUCCUUUGCAUCCGCGGCGUUCACGCAGUCCCACGGAGACCCACAACCCUGGACCGGGGCGCCUAGAGUCUCAUUUCCGAUGACUUCCCUGUCCUCUGAUCAUCACACACCGCACCACGCAUUCCUCAUGCCCCCUAGUGUAGCUGGCGGUCGCCGCGGCAGCACUGACUACCGCCCAAGCAUAAAAAAGGCUCAAGGUCAUAUUCCAGCAUGUCUGGUCAAUGCAUCUGUGACGUAUUGCAACAACGAUCAGAUCUACGCCUUUGGCGGGUUCGAUCAGUAUACUGAUGAAGUGUACAACCACGUUCUGAGGCUGAACCUUAAAGAUCUUCGCUGGGAACUUGUGGACAACUAUGGCGAUAUCCCAGGAGUUCGCAUGGGACAUACUGCCACUCUCUAUCAAGGGACUAAAUUGAUCGUCUUCGGCGGAGAGAAUGAGCAUCGCGAAUAUCUUUCCGAUGUGGUCAUUCUCGAUAUCACCACUUCCACUUGGACUCAACCGGAAAUCCGUGGACCAAUACCGCGAGGAAGGGCCCGCCAUGCUGCCGUCAUUUACGAUGACAAGCUUUUUGUCCUAGGAGGUGUAACUGGAGAUAACAAAAUCCUUGAUGACUUGUCUUAUCUCGAUCUGAAAACGUGGACAUGGUCUCGGACCUGGAGAUUUACGGCCCGCUUCGAUCAUACGGCCUGGGUUUGGGGCGGUCGCUUGUGGACUUUUGGAGGCCUUGACCCGGGUAUGGAACGUACGACGGAUAUCUGGUGGCUUGAUCUCAAAGACAUCCAAUCUCUUGGAAUGACAACAUCGCAAGGUACCGUAGACACCCCCGCGACAAUCGGCAGGAGUACUCAUAGCCCAGACACAAUGUUCAAUAGUCCAACACAACAGCUCUCGGGACGGUCCGGUAGCUACGCAGCAAACUCGGGGAGUGUCCAAGUUCGCAAUUCAAAUCGACGGAAGCCGAUCGCUCCAGGUGCCAUCUCGUGUCUUCAGUUCAAAUCCGGUCCUCACGUACCUGCGCUGUUCUCUGGUACCCACUUCCAAGCCUAUGCGUCUGGUGUUCUGCUCGACUUGAUCACUCCAUCGGAGACCGUGCGUAUUUUUGACUGUAAUCUGUCGUCGUUGGAACUUGACUCGCUACGCUGGCAGAGACUAGCCGAUGGACAGGAAAUAUUCAAAUCGGGUUAUAGAUGGCAUUACUGUACAGUCGAUGCGAGCGGCACCAAGGCGUGGCUAUUAGGCAGCAGUUCGGAUUCCGGCGCCACUCCUGGAACCGCUGAUGAGAACCACAUGAGCGAAGUUCUCUGUAUUGACCUGGAAAGGUACGGCUUACUUGGCAAUGAGAUAACGGCCGCCUCGCCCGACCAAGGCAGAGCACUACUUUCGGAGCGAUCGGGGGUAUCGCCCUUAUCUGGGCUUGGUGCGGACCUGUCGGCGGUCUUUGAUCAAGCGCCUGAGACAGGUAGUGGUGCCGACUUUAUUAUCACGGCCAACGCAGACGAUCAGGUAAACGAAGAUGAGCUUGGAGAGGAUGCUUCUUCCCAAGCUCAGCCUGCGUUUCUACCUCCUAACGCGACCACUUCCCCACCCAUCCAUGUGCAUCGGAUUAUAUUACAACUAAGAUGGCCCCAUUUCAAAAGGCUGUAUUCUGCUCAAAUGGUCGAAUAUCAUUCGAAGAAGAUGCAUAUUCCCGAGCCUUACUCGGUCGUUCGUGCAUUCGUCUACUACCUGUAUACUGAUAGCAUCUCAGGUCACCCAGAAUAUUGUUCUGACAUUGUCGAUGUGGCGGGCAUGCUCGUUAUGGCCAACCUGUACGACAUGCCUAAGUUACGAGUGUUAUGUGUUAACCGGUUAAGCCGCGAGCUGGACGUCGAGAAUGCAGCCAUCAUCUGGGAGCGAGCCGGCCGGACGAAUGAAGAAUGGCUGAUGCGCCGUGCAGCCCAGUUCUGUCUCAGCAACUGGGGCCGAGUAGUGCGCACUGAUGGCUUCAAGUCUCUGAGCAGGCAGAGUUUGAUUGAAUUAUGUGAGGUGGUUGACAUGGAAGGCCGCGUUGUUGCAGGACCUGAAUUGGAGAUGGUUGGAGCGCUUUCCGCAGAGGGAUUUGGCUCCGGCAGAGAUCCUAAGCGGUCACAGCUGGCUCUCGGCGGCACCAUGGCUGACGAUGUCGAUGACCUCGAUGGUGAGGAAAUGGAAGGGAUGGAAAUGUCGUGAUACCAUUGGGUUACACCGCCGCUUCGAGCUACAAGUCGGUGCCUAAGAAAUAGCGGUUUUGGGGGGGGGAUUUCCCUCAUACCCUUUGCAUGCUCACUAACCUUCAUGACAUGAUUGAUAUAGGUAACGAGGUAUGGAUUAUGAUCAAGCGAGGAGUUGCGAGACAAGGAUUACAUUACAUUGCAUUUGGUGUUUGGUAUUAUUGCAUGAUUUAACCAUGGUGUUUUGUUUGUUUUUACUAUUUAGUAUUAGUACGUCGAAUCAAAUGAGGAUUUGAUUACUUCUUGUAGUUUCGACUAUACCUAUUCCAGGCCCUCGGGAUACG